AUGCUUAAUGAGAAGAGAGUGUUCGAUGCUGCUGUGAAUUCUGCCAGUGUGACCGAAACCACUGAAACUAGAGCAAAUGAGAAAUUGGAAAUUAACAUUCCUGAACCAUCUGAUUUUAAAAAACAAUUCAUCACAAAGUUAACGGAUGAACAAAAGGAACUAUUAGAUCUUGAAAUCAACACAUUAGAAGAUUCUUGGUUUCAAGCAUUAUCCAAAGAAUUUUUGAAGCCAUACUUUUUGGAUCUAAAGAAGUUUUUGAAAACACAGUAUAACGCUAAACAAACAAUUUUCCCACCACAGAAUGAAAUAUAUUCAUGGUCAAGACUAACACCACUGAAUCAAGUCAAAGCUAUUAUACUUGGUCAAGAUCCAUAUCAUAAUUUCAAUCAGGCUCAUGGGUUAGCAUUCUCCGUUAAAGAUCCAACACCUCCUCCACCAUCCUUGAAAAACAUGUAUAAAGGUUUAAAGAUUGAUUAUCCAGACUUUGUCAUACCCACAGGCUCUAGUGCUGGAGAUCUAACCAAAUGGGCAGCUCGUGGUGUUUUGUUACUAAAUACUUGUCUUACAGUUAAAGCACAUGAGGCAAAUUCACACUCCAAAAAAGGGUGGGAACAAUUCACAGAAGUUGUGUUGAAGAAAGCUAUUGAAAAUGAUAAGAAAAUCGUGUUAUUCCUAUGGGGGAUGCCAGCUCAGAAAAGAGUAGUCAAUAUGAAGUUGAAUCCAGAAAAGAUACAUGUUUUGAAAUCAGUGCACCCAAGUCCGUUGAGUGCUCGCAGAGGGUAUUUCGAAGGUCAUCAUUACAUCCAGUGCAACAAAUGGCUGAUGGAAAACGGAGAGCAGCCGAUUGACUGGGCUCUAGCUGAUGGAAACACCAUUGAUUAUACAAAAUAA
This is a messenger RNA of Hansenula anomala, 891 nucleotides long. RefSeq names its product uracil-DNA glycosylase (gene UNG1). The record is from RefSeq and is a predicted model, not a curated record. Gene Ontology annotation, molecular function: uracil DNA N-glycosylase activity. Lineage: Eukaryota; Fungi; Ascomycota; Saccharomycetes; Phaffomycetales; Wickerhamomycetaceae. Gene Ontology annotation, biological process: base-excision repair; base-excision repair, AP site formation via deaminated base removal. Gene Ontology annotation, cellular component: mitochondrion; nucleus. The transcript is spliced from 2 exons. The coding region runs from base 1 to 891 and encodes 296 amino acids.